Malassezia globosa CBS 7966 is the source of this 2421-nucleotide messenger RNA. RefSeq lists its product as uncharacterized. Gene Ontology annotation, cellular component: nucleus. NCBI's taxonomy places the organism in Eukaryota, Fungi, Basidiomycota, Malasseziomycetes, Malasseziales, Malasseziaceae. The coding region runs from base 1 to 2421 and encodes 806 amino acids. The transcript has a single exon. Gene Ontology annotation, molecular function: DNA-binding transcription activator activity, RNA polymerase II-specific; RNA polymerase II cis-regulatory region sequence-specific DNA binding. Gene Ontology annotation, biological process: regulation of transcription by RNA polymerase II. The record is from RefSeq and is a predicted model, not a curated record.
AUGGACCCAUCAAACGUUCCGCAAGCCUCAGCGGAUGCAUCCAGUACAGAAGGCGUCGCUGAGGCUGUUGCAUCGAAAUAUAUGAAUGAGCUGACGGCGCGUCUAUUGUCAACAGCAUCCGAAAGCAGUACUCUUCAAAAUGAAAUGGCUACCCAGACUUCCGCAUCACCACCAACUGUGACGCCUUCAGCAGAUGUAUCUGCGCCGAACGCAGUUACCGCGAGUGCUCCGGAUGCAGAACUUGACUCGACAACCGCGGCGAGUCUGGAAAAGUUCAUGUCAACAUUGAAAGAACACUUACAGCUGGAUACUGAUACGUGGGAUAUGUCUGGCUCGGCUGAAGAUGUGUUUUCUUCUUCGCUGCCUGCCAUGCUGGACGAUCCGUCUGCAGCACUAGCAUCAACAUCGACAGGAGCCGCACCUUUUGCACACACAUCGGGCUUUCCUCUUGACAGAUCAUCGACUCUUACAGAUGCAUCUGCAUCUGCUGCUGAUGCGAAUGCAAGUGCAGAUCCAGAGCCAAUACCCUUGUCGGUGUCAGUACCAGUGCCUGUGCCGGUAUCGCCACCGUCUAUUCCGCCCGUGCCAAGAGAGCGCGUUCAUUCCCUUUCGCCUGCCGAACACCGACAGAAAAUUGCUCAACUUGUCCGCGAGCACAUGCAUGAAGAGGCGCAUGGGCUCACAAAGUUGGGAACAGGCUCAACGGCACCACUCAUGACCAAGAUCAAGUGCCUACAUGCCAGCGUGGCGCAGAAGUCGUACGGGUCUGAGAAACGUUUUCUUUGUCCACCGCCCGUCGUACAUGUCCAGGGAACGCUUCGGCAUGCGCCAAGCGCUCCCAUGCUGCUCAUGCAAGUGCAAGGCGAGGAUGGCGACAGCUUCUCAGGUGAGCAAAUGACGUCCUUGGACGAUUCGGGCCAUGCUCGCUUCACCGAGCUGCAUGUCACCGGCACUGGCAAGGCCAAGAGUUUUCGCUUGCAGCUGCAUCUCCUGGCGCCCCGCGAUGAUGCUGCGCCCAUAAAACGCAUGCGCCUCGGCCUGGGCUUGUCAGAUACCGCAGCUGUUCGAAAUGCAAGUUGGGCCUGCUUUGACUCUGCGCCCAUUGGCAUCAUAUCCAAGCCAUCGAAGCGUAUUGCCAAGGCUCGCAAUGUAUCGGCGCACAUCACCAAGGAUGCAUCUGUCUCGCUCUUUAACCGCAUCAAUUCGCAAACAUACCGUACAAAAUACCUAUGUGCUCAGGAUGGGCGCUUGUUUGCACAGAGCCGCUCAUGGACGGCAUUCCGCCUCGUUGUGCUCUCGCGGCGAGAUGCGUCUGGGCCACUUGAUACAUCGGACGUGAGCGUGUUGACGUAUGGCUCGGUAAUUUUGCUUGUUGACCCAACUUCAGGCGCAAGUACAGACCCGCUCAUUGUAUGCAAAGUGGAUCGCGGCCGCAUUCUUCCGCCGAUCGAUGGCCAGCAUACGUCAGACGACGACGAUCAUCACGCUUGGGGCGCGGUGGCCCAAAUGCAGAAAGUCGCACUCAUGCGCUUCGUUCCCACGCAAGGUGAAUGGACAUUGCAUGCACACACGCCUAGAACAUACCUAUGUGCUGGCACACCACCUAACACGUACGGCGAUGCAGGCAACAGUGGCGGCGGCAACAGCAGCGGCAUUCCAUUAGGCAGCGGCGCUGGCAUGGCGCGCUCGGAUACAUCGGACGACGCACAUUCAUUGCCUCUCACAUUCGCCAGCACGCGCCCACUUCCCUGGACACAGCAUGUGGUCAUGGACGAGGCCGAAGAUGCAUUUUGUUGGACCCUAGUUGGUAUCUCGCAUUUUGAAUACGCAUUUAUGGACGUCGAUAUGCUGGGCUUACACAGUCCGUCGGCGUCAAUGGGUUUGGCGCUCACGCCAUUUCCCCUUGUGACGACGAUGCCUUUUUAUGAUGCAGCCUCCCACAAACUGGCCAUGACAGUGCAACACUUUCUGUACGUGCGAAACUCGGCAGCCCUGCAAACACCGCGCGAUGCAUACGAAGCCAUUCAUGCAGAAUCGCAGUCGUCGCAGCUCGAGGCGCUCGAGGUGUGGAUCGGGCCUCUAGGCCCACUGACGUUGGCUUCCGUACCUGUGCCAGAAAGUGACGAAGCUGAAGUGGCCGUGCAACUCCCGCCUUUGCGUGAGAUCCUGCAAGCCCGCCUUGACCCAUGGAAGACGCCUCUGUCAUCAUGCACACUACCGAUUCUCUUUGUGCGCGCCUACGACAGCACCAUAUACCACUCGGGCCGCCAUGUGCUGUGCCAAGAUCUCGUCGCUGUUGUACGGGCUGCCGGCGACAGCAGCGCCGCAAAUGCACUCCAAAAGCUCAAUGUCGGCCUGGGUGAGCAGGCAGGCGCGCAUGAACUGCCCCCUGGGAGUGUAUGGACACUCCGUGUGAUUUAG